Mangifera indica (mango) is the source of this 3502-nucleotide messenger RNA. RefSeq names its product exocyst complex component SEC5A-like. Lineage: Eukaryota; Viridiplantae; Streptophyta; Magnoliopsida; Sapindales; Anacardiaceae. Gene Ontology annotation, cellular component: exocyst. The transcript is spliced from 21 exons. Gene Ontology annotation, biological process: exocytosis; Golgi to plasma membrane transport. The record is from RefSeq and is a predicted model, not a curated record. The coding region runs from base 168 to 3404 and encodes 1078 amino acids.
ACUGAACCCAAACAUAUUCUUCUUUUUCUUCUUCCUCUUAACAAAAAAGCGAAACAAUAACGUCAACUUAAUAAACAGCCAAUUAAUUCAAUUUUGAUGGUAAUAAUCAUAAUAAUAAAAACAAGCAAUUCAAUCUCAGAUCGGAGCUGAACCUCAAAUAAUUUGCAAUGUCGAGCGAUAGCGACGAGGACGAGCUUCUUCAGAUGGCCUUGAAGGAGCAAGCCCAGCGCGAUCUCAACUACAAGAACCCUGGCGCUCGGAAGCCCGUCGCUAGUUACGUUCAGCCUCCGAAAUCGUCUGCGGUAAAUUCCGGGAGGCCACAGGCGAAGAAGUAUGAGGAGGACGAAGAGUCUGAAGUGGAGAUGCUGAGCAUCUCGAGUGGCGACGAGGAGGUGAGUACAGAUCGAGGAGUUACGGCUAAAAAUAGAGUGAGACCAGGAAGGCGGGACGAUGAUGCAUGGGACGGUGGCGAACCUAAUUGUUGGAAGCGCGUUGAUGAGGCUGAGCUUGCUCGCCGAGUUCGUGAAAUGCGGGAGACAAGAACGGCUCCAGUGGCUCAAAAAUAUGAGCAGAAUUCUGUCAUUGGUGGGAAGGGGUUUGAUUAUACAACCUUACCACGUGGCAUUGAAUGGGUUGAUCCGCUAGGAUUGGGGAUAAUAGACAGGAGGUCAUUUAGAUUGAUCUCUGAGAAAUUGCCAGAUGUCCCAUUAAUUCCUGAUAAAGAGUUUCUAGAAAGCGGCAAAUGGGAGAAAAUUAUGUACUACUCUGAAGGAUUUGAUGCAAAGUUGUUUCUAUCUCGAAUUCACCAAGAUACUAGUGCAACAGACUUGGAGGCUGGUGCUCUUGCUUUAAAGACUGAUCAAAAGGGUCGGACCCAACAGAGAAAAAAGUUGGUUAAAGACAACUUUGAUUGCUUUGUCUCUUGCAAAACUACCAUUGACGAUAUUGAGUCAAAAUUGAAGCGGAUUGAAGAAGACCCUGAAGGUUCAGGGACAGCUCACUUAUUCAAGUUGAUGCAGGGAGUAAGUUUGCAGGCUAAUCGUGCUUUUGAACCUCUAUUUGAGAGACAGUCUCAAGCUGAGAAGAUAAGGUCUGUCCAAGGAAUGCUUCAGAGGUUCAGAACGUUAUUCAACUUACCUAGUAUAAUUCGUGAGAGUAUUAGCAAGGGUGAAUAUGACCUGGCAGUCAGGGAAUACAAGAAGGCGAAGUCAAUUGCAUUGCCCUCUCAUGUAAAUAUACUGAAACGUGUUCUCGAAGAGGUUGAAAAGGUGAUGCAGGAUUUCAAAGCCACACUUUACAGGUCUAUGGAAGAUCCACAAAUAGACUUGACAAAUCUUGAAAAUACUGUGAGGCUGUUAUUGGAGCUGGAACCUGACUCCGAUCCUGUAUGGCAUUAUUUAAAUGUACAGAAUCAAAGAAUUCAAGGUUUAUUUGAGAAGUGCACCAUGGAUCAUGAGGCAAGGAUGGAAACUUUGCAAAAUGAGAUACAUGAAAGAGCUAUGACUGAUGCAAGGUGGCAGCAAAUUCAGCAAGAUUUAAACCAAUCUUCAGAUGUGGACUACCCUCUUACUCUUGGGAACAACCAACUGCUUGUUGAUUCACAGCCAGUGGAGUUGACUGGUGAAGAAGUUGAUGCCCUUAGAGGAAGGUAUAUACGAAGGUUAACUGCUGUACUCAUUUAUCACAUACCAGCCUUCUGGAAAGUUGCUCUUUCUGUGUUCAGUGGAAAAUUUGCAAAGUCUUCCCAAGUUUCUUCUGAGUCAAAUAUUAAUUCAUCUGCAAAUAAAGCUGAAGAGAAAGUUGGAGAUGGGAGCUAUUCAGUUCAUUCUCUUGAUGAAGUUGCCGGAAUGAUACGCAAUACAUUAUCCAUGUAUGAAAUUAAGGUUCACAACACAUUUCGUGAUUUUGAAGAGUCCAAUAUUCUCCGAUCAUUCAUGAGUGAUGCCAUAAAGGAAAUAUCUAAGGCAUGCCAAACUCUUGAAGCGAAAGAGUUAGCCCCUGCUAUUGCUGUUACGUCACUCAGGACACUUCAGGCAGAGAUCACUAAGAUUUACAUUGCCAGGCUAUGCUCUUGGAUGCAGGGCUCCACAAAUGGAAUAUCAAAAGAGGAAAUAUGGGUGCCAGUAUCCAUUCUUGAGAGGAAUAAAUCUCCCUACGCCAUCUCUUAUUUGCCUCUAGCCUUUCAUUCAAUUGUGAAAUCUGUGAUGGAUCAGAUCAGUUUGAUGAUUCAGUCUUUAAGGAGCCAGGCUACAAAAUCAGAAGAUAUGUUUACGCAGCUUCAAGAAAUUCAAGAAUCUAUUAGACUAUCGUUUUUGAACUGUUUCCUACGGUUCACAGGUCAUUUAGAGAAUGUUGCCAAUGAGCUUGCUCAAAACAAAUCAGCCAACGAAAAUCCAAUUUUGCCAAAUGGUUAUUCAUCUCAACCAUAUGGAGAGUUGUUGUCUGAUAUCCCAGGAAGUGUUGUUGAUCCACAUCAACGUCUGCUGAUUGUCUUAAGCAAUAUUGGGUACUGCAAGGAUGAAUUAUUGUCUGAGCUGUACAAUAAGUACAAACAUAUCUGGCAUCAGUCUAGGGAAAAUGAUAACGAGGAGACUGAUAUACAAGAUUUAGUGAUGUGUUUCUCUGGACUUGAAGAGAAGGUUCUUGAACACUAUACAUUUGCAAAGGCAAAUUUGAUCAGAUCUGCAGCCACAACUUUUUUGUUGGAUUCUAAUGUCCAAUGGGGAGCGGCACCUGCAGUCAAAGGUGUGCGUGAUGUAGCUGUUGAAUUGUUGCACACUCUAGUAGCUGUUCAUGCAGAGGUCUUUGCUGGUGCUAAGCCUCUCUUGGACAAGACACUUGGCAUUCUUGUGGAAGGCCUGAUUGAUACUUUUCUUAGCCUUGUUGACGAACACAAAUCCAAAGAUCUCAAGUCACUUGAUGCAAAUGGCUUCUGUCAGCUCAUGCUUGAGCUUGAAUACUUUGAGGUGAUACUAAAUCCAUAUCUUACGCUUGUUGCAAUGGAAUCUCUCAAGUCUUUUCAAGGGAUGCUAUUGGAGAAGGCCACUGAGAGUGUUUCUGAGGCUAUGGAGAAUCCAGGCCAUCAUCGCCGGCCAACUCGUGGCAGUGAAGAAGCAGAUGAAAGACAGCCAGGGAUGACUGUGUCUCCAGAUGAUCUGAUUGCUCUUGCACAGCAGUAUAGCUCCGAGUUGCUUCAAGCCGAACUGGAGAGGACUCGUAUCAAUACAGCAUGCUUUGUGGAGUCGAUCUCGUUGCCGGAAUCAGCUAAAGUUGCAUAUGUGCCCUUCCAAGGUUCAAUGAAUGCGUUAAGCAGACCCCAUGGAGGAAUGGAUUCUCCAAGUAGAAAUUACAGAAGUGCACAACCAACAGGAUCCCCUAGUUUUUCCCGGCAUAGGCAUAGAUAAAUGUUAGUGUGUUGACCAACAAUUUUUGCCAAAAUGAAAUUUCUUAAUUGUUGUAUUUUGGUUGAAACAUUUUAUUGAAUGUUAUCAUUUUCUUUCCA